AUGGAUGUCAGAGAGGUGGCUUAUGCAUUCAGCUUCCCCUUAGGAUCGAAGAAAAGAAAGGAUCUAUUAGAGGGGCUGCGGAAUAAAGGUGACUAUAAACAUAACUUAGAAGUCCUUAAGAGUGGCCAUGGGGAAAUAGUGACGUGGAAACAACCUUCUUUUGAAGCUUCUGUCGAUAAUUACCUUCCUUGCCAGUACUGCUACGCCAUGUUUGUGAAAAGUGAUCUUUGGAAACAUCAGGGAACUUGCAGAGCUAAAAAAAAGAGCAACAGUAGAGUUCAAAAAGCAUCUUCAAGCCUGCUACCCAUUUCGGAGACCUCGGAGAAUGUCAUUCAUGGAAUGCAAAAAGAUGCUGUGUCCUUUACUGUACGGAAUGAUGCGUUGAUCUGUAAAUAUGGUAAUGUGCUGCUAAAUCGUGGGAAAAAUAAUGCAACUGGUUACAUUUCUCAGAAAAUGAGAGAACUGGGUCGACUCGUUGUGGCAGCAAAGGAAAUUGAUAAGAGUAUUAAAUAUCUUGAAGAUCUGUGCCAUGUAUCCAAGUUUCAGGUGCUGCUGAAGGCAGUUAAAAGGAUCUCUCAGUUUAGCCCAAGCAAGAAUGCAUACAGAAAGGCAUCAACUGCUGUCAAAAUUGGCUUCUCAUUAAAAGGAGUGACUGAUGUGCUUAUUGGCCAGACUCUGGAAAAUUAUGAUGACUUGGCUGAAAGGAAUGCAAAGAAGUUCAAAGAACUUUUAGAACAGAAGUGGAAAGACAGUGUUUCUUUUAAUGCACACAAAACAAUGGAAGAGAACAGGUGGAACAAAGAUGACGGUAUCCCAUUGACUAAAGAUGUCAUGAUCCUCCAAGAGCACCUUAGAAAGGUUGAAGACGAAGCAAAACGGGAGUUGCUAGAUGGCAUCAACAUGUCUGCUUAUAAGGACCUGACUGAGAGCCUUCUGUCACAGGUCAUUGUGUUCAAUAGACGAAGGGAAGGUGAGGCCUCCCGCUUGACCUUAGACAUGUACAUGAACGCAAACAGGACCCCAGUAAAUGGGGAUAUAUUUCAAACACUAACACCGCUUGAGCAAGAACUGAGCAAGACCCUUACCAGAAUAGAAAUCAGAGGAAAGAGAGGUAGAAAAGUGCCAAUUCUCCUACCAGAUAGAACAAAAGCAUCAAUUGAUUUCCUGAUAGAAAAAAGAAAAGAAGCUGGUGUACCUGAUCAGAACCCCUUUGUCUUCGCAAGACCUUCUGCAAUGUCAAACUUUCGUGGCUGUGACUGUCUGAGGAGAUUUUCAGAAGAGAGCAAGGCAGAAAACCCAGGACUCCUUAGAUCAACCAAACUAAGAAAGCAGGUUGCUACACUUUGUCAGCUGCUGAAUCUUGACCAGCAAGAGUUGGAGCAAGGUGCGAGAUUCAUGGGACAUGACAUUAGGGUGCACUGUGAUUUUUACAGACAGAUAAAACACUUCAGCUGUCAAGGAUCAGCAAACUUCUCUUUGCAAUGGAGAAAGGCACGGAGACCAUCAAAGGCCAGAAUCUCAACACUCUUGACUUUUCACUUCCUGGUAGCAGUAUGGCACAAACUGACAGCCCACAGACAGACAGACCAGUAG
Astyanax mexicanus (Mexican tetra) is the source of this 1593-nucleotide messenger RNA. RefSeq lists its product as uncharacterized. NCBI's taxonomy places the organism in Eukaryota, Metazoa, Chordata, Actinopteri, Characiformes, Acestrorhamphidae. The record is from RefSeq and is a predicted model, not a curated record. The transcript has 2 exons. Bases 1 to 1593 code for a protein of 530 amino acids.